GUUUCUCAAAACGCGCUUCUGUAAGCAAAUUAUUUACGUCGCAUUAACUUAAAUUGAAACCGAAAACCGAAAUGGCUCAAGGCAAGCUAAAAGUAAAAAGCAAGCUGCCAGCGGGUGCGAAAAACAAGAAAGCGAAAGGCAGAGCCGUGACCAAGCGUCCUAACGCUCCAGUUAAAAGCAAGGCGGCGGCUCUGGAGAGGAACAAAAUGAAGGCGAAUGUUACGAAGAUGGUGAACGCCGUGGCCGAGAAACAGUUGCGGUCGUUGGCUACGGACACGCCGCAGCUGUCGGCGGCCCAGCAGCGGGCAGCUGCAGCACCCACGGCCCCGGUGCCUGCGAAGUAAUAGCAAGUGAUUUUACGUUAUUAUAUCCUAGAUACAAAAAUGAGUAAAAA
This is a messenger RNA of Cydia strobilella, 394 nucleotides long. RefSeq lists its product as uncharacterized. The transcript has a single exon. Bases 72 to 344 code for a protein of 90 amino acids. NCBI's taxonomy places the organism in Eukaryota, Metazoa, Arthropoda, Insecta, Lepidoptera, Tortricidae. The record is from RefSeq and is a predicted model, not a curated record.